AAUAGAAGGACAAAAAAUGAGUUAAAUGGAAUAUUGGAAUUGUUAAUUUAUAUUAUAAGACAUGAAAGAAACUGAUACCCGCUUGCUCAAAGUUGGUUAUGGGAGGACUAGCUAGCUAUAUGGGAUUUGUAAUCUCAUUAGGAUGGUCAUGGCUAACAGGUGCUAUUUCACUGAGAUAAUAGAUAAAAAAUGGUUUUGGUCCUCCACAAGUUUCCUGUCUUUCAUAGAGUAGCUGGCUAUCUUCAACAAUGAGAUGAAGCACCUAAACAACACUUGAAUUUCAGACUCUUGAAUUGGGUGAGACUCACUGACCUUAGAAAUAAUUGGGAAGUUAGUUAAAUAUUCGUGGACUUGUGUAACAUAGUGAAAGAACUGCAGUUACUGUUCACAUAUGUUCUUAUGAAAGACAGGAGUUGAUAAACUUAUGGAUCAGUUGGAGGGAUAUCAUGUUGUUACUGAAAUAAGGGCUCUGAUUACAAAUGAUGCAGUGAGAUUGAGUUGUUAAAUCCUUAUGGUUAGGCACCACCAUAAUCCUUCACAUGAAAUUUGAGAAGGCCAACUCUAAAGAGGGUUUAAUUGAGAAACAGAAUGUGAUUGUCUCAGUGGUGAACUUUGUAGUAUGGGGAAACAGAAGCUGGAGGCAUAUGAAUCUCCAGUUCCCUGUCUUUAGUUCCCAAUAAAUUAGUCAAGAAAAUGUUAUUUGUAAUGCUAACUAAAAUUGCCAAGAAAAUGUUGUUUUUAACUCUAAGUACAAAUCAAUCUUGUUAUCUUUGCUUCAAAUGCCCUAGUUUUAGCAAUCCCAAGAUCUCAAUGUAAACAAGACCUUAAGAAGAUUAGGCAUUGUCCACCUGGAUAAGUCAUAUAUGCAUUAUUUCAGCCUGUUAGACGUCUUGCCAACAAUUUGUACGCUCAACAAGUUCAUUUUAAUGCAGAGGGGUGGUAAAUGUCCUUCAAUCCGCUCUUGUGUUACUGCUUGUUGAAGAUUAUAUUUCUUUUUGAUGUAAAGGGAUAGAGAAAUGUUAAAGCAUCAUAGCAUGUUCAGUCUGGAAACUUGAAAUAUACUGGACAUCUAUAGGUCUUUUGGCAUUGGGUGCUGAGACAGUCUCUAAGUCAUGAAUCUAUUUGUUUUCUUAAGAGACUGGCUGAUGAAGUUCAUUUCUCCCUUGGGGAUUUGCAGGUUGAUGAAUUCUAUGGUCUCCUGGCCAUGCAAUAUAGAGUUACAACUUGAGAGGAAGCUGAUUGGUUAGAGAUGGUUGGUUUGCUAGUUUAGGCUUGUGAUUUGUCACUUGUGCAGUUCCAUCUGAUAAAGGGGGAAGCUUCUUCUCCAGUAAGAGACUUUUUACUACUUCUAAUUAAGAUGACAUUUUACAUGUAAAAACAUCUUCAUAUAGACUUGAAUAUUCAAGCUCUUGGAAUUUGAUUCAUCCCAUUCGGGAUUUGUAUCUGAAAGGAAACAGAUUUUUUG
Molecule: messenger RNA, 1465 nt
Organism: Rubroshorea leprosula
Lineage: Eukaryota; Viridiplantae; Streptophyta; Magnoliopsida; Malvales; Dipterocarpaceae
Source: the annotation of a GenBank genome assembly